CAUUUCGGAAAAAAGAACGCCGCGCUUGUAGAAAAAUAGAAUUGGCUUCUAUUUCGGCCAAUUUUCCGGGAAAAUACUCAAUUCCCGUAUCGUUCCGUGUGCAAUUCGGUGACCAUCGGGAUGACUGCCGACGGAGAGAGUAAAAUUAAAAGUGAACGCCGCAGCCAGGAUGAAGACGAUUCGUUUUCGAAUCAGAACAGCAACAGCGGCACUCCGGGCAGGGAAACCGGUGGAAAAACCCGCACACGGGGAAAGCUGCUGUACGAGAAGGACCGAACCAGCUUCUGGCAGGAUCUGCACAUGUUUCACGAGAAAAAUAGCACUCCGUUCCUGCGUCCUCCGAAAAUCGGCGGUCGGGAUGUAGAUCUGCAUCGGCUCUAUUCGGUGGUGAUUGCACGAGGUGGCUGGUUGAAGGUAAAUUCCCGUGAAGAUUGGGAUGAAGUUAUUGAGGAGCUGAAUCUACCGAAACGGUGUGUGAAUAAUGAGAUUGCAGUCAAGCAAAUUUAUAUUCGGUAUCUGGAUAAAUAUGAGAGGGUUAACUUCCACGGAGAGGAAAAAGAUCCCACGGAGGAAGAGGACGAUGAGAAGCGGCACAAUAGGAGGUGGUCGGCAAGGAUGCUGCAUGCAGUUCCAGCAUCUUACAAUCAUGCCCAACAUACAGUGCCGGAGGCAAUGCGGGGAUCGUUGAAUUUGUCCUGCGAUUUGUACAAGCCAACUGAAUACGAUAAGCUGAUUUUGUCUCUGUUGUCCCCGCUGCCCAAUGAGCAGGAUUUUGCUAUUAAUGUUUGCACACUGAUGUCGAAUGAGAGCAAGCAUACCUUGAAGGUGGACAAUUGUCCGAAGAUGAUCGACGUAUUACUAGCUCAUGGUGGAGUUUUCAACCAUUACUCGCUUCGUGACAUGUUUGAUGAGUAUUAUGGCAAUAUAAGAAAAAAUUCUUUGCAUCGUUUCUGGAGGGAUUCGUUGUUUGAAAAACCACAGGUUUUGGAGCUGUCGUAUCAGGAUUACUUCCAAAAGGUUGAAAGAGAUCCAACAGAGCUGAUUAAGAGUAUUUACAGUCCAGAUCUUAAUAAAAGCAUCGAUGACGACGAUGAGUGCGGAAUGCUCAAUAUGGCGACCUUGAGGUCUUUCCUCAGCCUUGGACCCGGCCUGGGUACGAAUGACUAUAUCGGUCAGAGGGUUUUGCAGAUCGCUUCCAUAUUCAGGAAUCUCAGCUUUAAUGAGGAAAACACACCAGCCCUG
Molecule: messenger RNA, 1242 nt
Organism: Ochlerotatus camptorhynchus
Lineage: Eukaryota; Metazoa; Arthropoda; Insecta; Diptera; Culicidae
Product: AT-rich interactive domain-containing protein 2-like
Exons: 2
Cellular component (GO): SWI/SNF superfamily-type complex
Molecular function (GO): DNA binding
Source: RefSeq, a predicted model, not a curated record